This is a messenger RNA of Salvia splendens (bonfire salvia), 543 nucleotides long. Its product is annotated as EPIDERMAL PATTERNING FACTOR-like protein 2. The record is from RefSeq and is a predicted model, not a curated record. Lineage: Eukaryota; Viridiplantae; Streptophyta; Magnoliopsida; Lamiales; Lamiaceae. Bases 105 to 395 code for a protein of 96 amino acids. The transcript is spliced from 2 exons. Gene Ontology annotation, biological process: guard cell differentiation; stomatal complex development.
CUUUUUUUUACAAUUACAAAACCAUGGCUUCUUCUUCUCUCUAGAGCUUCUCUCUCCAUAAAAAAUGGCCUGCAUGAAUUCCAUCCCAAUAAUCCUACUUGCUUAUGCAUUUCUCUUCAUCUUCAUUGCUUAUGGUGAAAAAUGAAGAAAUUGGUGCAAGGAUGAUGAGGGGUGUAAUAGGAUCAAGGCCACCAAGAUGUGAAAACAGAUGCAGGAAUUGUGGGAAGUGUGAGGCAGUGCAAGUUCCAAUUGCUCCAGCUAAGAAAUUCUUGGAUUCACAAAUAUUUGGGAAAAUUGCAGCAAAUACAGUUGAAUAUUCAAGGGGGGAUGGUGUCUCAGGAUACAAGCCAAUGUGUUGGAAGUGUAAAUGUGGGAAUUUCAUCUUUAACCCUUAGGUUUUUUUCUCAUACCACAUUAAAUAUUGAUUUUUUUUGCCAUGAUAAUUUCUUUUCUGUUCACCCUGUGAAGUGUAAUCCUUGUGUACAGAGGGAAUGUUGUGUUUUGGUUUGGUGAUAAGUGAAAUUUUUUGUAUGCUAUUUAUAA